Messenger RNA from Metopolophium dirhodum (rose-grain aphid), 1347 nucleotides. Its product is annotated as pre-mRNA-splicing factor 38B. The record is from RefSeq and is a predicted model, not a curated record. Lineage: Eukaryota; Metazoa; Arthropoda; Insecta; Hemiptera; Aphididae. Gene Ontology annotation, cellular component: precatalytic spliceosome.
ACAAACCUUAUGGGCAAUGGCUAUUGGGUUUUGUUAUUGUUAAAUAUUGUAAUAUUCAAUAUUGUAUAUUUUUUUUUUUUUAUGUCUUAAUCUUAUUUUUUCCAUAACAAAAAGUAAUAUUUAAUAGUAUUUAUUUUAUACUGCUUAUAAUUAAUUGCUUCAAGCAAAUAAUAAACAAUUUACCAAUAAAAACAUGGAAGUGAGUUACGAAAAUGAAGGAUAUGACAAUGAUUACCAGUCUAAAUCUAAAGGAAGUAUUUUGACUAGAAAGAACAACACUAUGCCAGUAUGGGGAAAUGAACGUACAAUGAACUUAAACACCCUAAUUUUAACUAAUAUUCAAUCAUCUCAUUAUUUUAAAGUAAAUUUAUAUGAAUUGAAAACGUACCAUGAAGUUAUUGAUGAAAUUUAUUAUAAAGUACAACAUCUUGAGCCAUGGGAAAAAGGUAGUCGUAAGACCUCUGGACAGACUGGAAUGUGUGGCGGUGUCAGAGGAGUUGGUGCCGGUGGAAUAGUAUCUACAGCGUUCUGUCUUCUGUAUAAACUGUUCACAUUGAAAUUGACUCGCAAGCAGGUAACUGGGCUAAUUACCCAUUGCGAUUCACCUUAUAUACGUGCUUUGGGUUUUAUGUACAUCAGGUAUACUCAGCCCCCUGGUGAUUUAUGGGAUUGGUAUGAAUCUUUCUUAGAUGACGAAGAGGAAAUGGACGUAAGAGCUGGAGGUGGUCAAACAAUGACAAUUGGCAAUAUAUUAAAGAGCUUUUUGUUCAAAUUAGAAUGGUAUUCAACACUGUUCCCUAGAAUCCCUGUUCCCAUUCAGCAACAAAUGGAAAAAAAAAUGAGUGAGAAGUAUCCUCCUGUAGUUGAAGAGACACCUAGAAGAAUUAAUAUACCUGAAAAGAAUUUCAGUAGGGAUCGAGAUGACCAUAGAAAUAGAGGAGACUUAUCUGACACUGCAAGGCCUCGAGAACGAAUUGAACGUAGAGAAAGAUCACAUAGAGAUUAUCGUGAUAGAGAUUAUGAACGCAAGCCUAGUAAUGCAAACUCUCGAGAAAGAUCACCUUAUGUAAGUCGAAGAGAUGAAUAUAAGAAAAGUUCUUCUAGAAGUCCAAAAUACGGCAGCAGUAAAAGAAGAGAUCGGGAUGAUUACAAGUCAAGAUCAAAAUACUGAUGAAGGAUUUAAAGUGUAAAAUGGAUAAAUUUUUUAAAUUUUUUCACUCCAUUAACAAAUUAAGAGAUUGAAAUUCUUAGUUUAAGUUGUACAUACAUACAUUAAUAAAUUACUCAAUUUCUGUAUUUUAAUUCAUUUAAAAAUAAAGAUAAUUAAUUUUCAAUAAUAAAAAAAAA